UUCAAUAGGGUUCGACCUGCUUGGUUUUCAAGGUGCUCCCUCUCACAUCAGACCCUCUCUCUCUCUCUCUCUCUAUCUCAAUCUGUGGCGGCUCUUCUUCUUCUUCAUCAUCUCCUCCGAUCGCCUCUCUAUUUCUCUUCGGUUCGGCCUCUGCAAUUCGAUCUAAGAGUGGAACGAUCUCUUUCUUUGUGGAGUUGUAUUGACGCGAGUUGCCAUGGUUGCAUCUACACAAGCACAAGCACCACCUCCGUCAUCAACAACAAAUUCUGCUUCCGCAGCUCCAUCUGCAGAGGAAGAGGCCUUGAAGAGAAACACGGAUUGUGUUUACUUUCUUGCUUCCCCUUUAACCUGCAAAAAGGGAAGUGAAUGCGAGUAUCGGCACAGUGAAUAUGCCCGGGUAAACCCCAAGGAUUGUUAUUUCUGGUUGAAUGGCAAUUGCUUGAAUCCGAAGUGUGGUUUUCGGCAUCCUCCUCUUGAUGGCUUGUUGGGAACCCAAAUGGCAGUUCCUGCUGGAAAUUCUUACCCUCCACCGCACACUAUUGCAGCGCCUACUGCUCAUGCUCAAUAUAGUGCAGGGAAGCAAGCGGUCCCUUGCAUUUUCUUCCAAGGGGGGUUCUGCUUAAAGGGUGACAGAUGUGCUUUCUUGCAUGGACCAAGCCCUUCAAGUAAUAAAACUCCACAGCCAACACCUGCCGGUGAGCCUCAGUCCCAAAAGAAGCCUUUUGGUGCCCUUCAAAAGUGUAGUCAAAAUCAGAAGAUCUCUCAAGCAAAUGUUUCGAAGGCAGUUGGACCACUUGCUGAUGCUAUAGCUGCACCAAAAGUUGAAAGUGCUCUACCACAAAAUAGUGUGACAAUUGAAAGGAAGUUGCUGCCAUCUGCUAGCAUGAAUGAUGAGGUUUCCAGGUUUGUUAAAGCAACUAAUGUUCCUCCUGUUGGCAACGAAAAUUUGAUUAGUCGGUUCACCAAUCGUUUUCAUUAUUCUCAUGUGUCCGAUGAUCACACUUACCAGAAUGGUAAAGAUGUUGAUGAAUUACCGAGGGAGUCCUCUCCUGGUUUUGAUGUUCUUGUAGAUGAUGACCACAGAGAUUCUGAUUACUUCCACGGUGAAGAACAAUAUGGGAGAGCAAGAGCUCAUGAAGGAAGAGACAUGAACAGUGUAAAUGAAUAUGAUAUGGGGCAUUCUACUGAUUACAGUUCAAUAGCAGAUGUUGAUCAAGAAGCAUUCCGUGAUCCACGUGCUUACGACUCCUAUGAUCGCAUACAUGGCCAGCAUGCUUGGGAGCAGCACAGAACUUCAUCUGAGAGAAUGUCAAUGGGGCAUCCUCACCUAGAAAGAAGUUACUCAAAAGAUGAGAGCCCUGAUCAUAUCUCUGAAUCAGAUCUGAGAUACCGCUUAUCAAAGCAGAGGAGGGUCAACGGUUUACGGUCAGUUGUCAGUCAUGAGUAUGUUCCAGACAGCCAUGUUGAGGAGCAAAGCUACAGAGAUUCUUCUCGCAGAGAAUCUCAUAGACCUUCACAUGAGAGCUCCAUCAGUGGUCGCCUUCGUGGUAGAAUAAAGCUUCCAGUGAGGUCUCCUAUUGGUGGAAGUGACUUGCACACAGAAAGAGAGACUGACAGGGGAAGGAAUCGGCGCAGAUUGUCUCCGGGAGUACCACAAAUGUCCUCCCACCAGGGGAUGCUACGUGACCGAAUGAAAGGCAAGCUAGAAGAGGAUUACAAUGAGGGAUACCUUAGAGGGUCCAGGACUAGAAGUGGAAUACCUGAUGAUGGUACUUAUUUCUCUGGUCCAAGGAGUCUUGCAGAGCUCAGGGCAGCAAAAAAUACAGAUAAUAAAGAUUAUCAAUCUCUUGGAAAGCGUAAACAUUUGAUGGAUCAUCAUCAAUCAUCUGAAGGUGAUGUUUCUUUCAAGGGGCCAAUGCCCCUCAGUGAGAUUCUUAAGAGAAAAAAGCAAGCUGAAGCAGCAGCGUCAGGAAGUGCUGCAUCUGUUAAUAAAGAACAUGAUCAAAAUGAUAAGGAAAACUCAUUCAGUAGCUCCAAGAAUACAUCAGUCUUAGAGAUGCAAAGUGGUCAGUCAGUAAAAAAGGAGGAAACCAACAACCAUGUUGUUAGCAAUAAGGAAGAAGAUGAAUCACCUGAAGCUCUAAACAAUGAAGUUGCUGAUGGUUGGUCUUCUCAAGUACCUAAUGCCAGUGAGCUUGAGACUGAAGAUGGUAUGGUUGUUGAUGAAGGUAUGGAAGAUCAUGAGUAUGAAGCUGAUGAGCAGGGGGAGGGUGAGUAUGAUUAUGAACAAGGUGAUGAAGGGGACUAUAAUUAUGAUGAAGGUGAAAAUGUUGAGGGUGAAGAGGAGUACGUAGAGGGUGAAGAGGAUGACGGAGAUGACUUCAAUAAGAAGAAUGGUGUCACGUUGUCAUGAAAGAUCAGUUGAGAUGAGAGAUGGAUUUUCCUGCCCUUGAAUGUGGUCAUGGAUAUGGUCUUUGACAAAACUCAUGUAACUCUGGUGGUCGGUUUUGAUUGAGCAGCUUAGUUGCUAUAAAUUUUCUUUGUAGUAGGGUAAUCGAAACUUAUUUAAUCAUUUGAAACCUUCUGUAUUGUAUUUAUAACUUGAUUGAAUGACAUUUUCUGGUGCUUGAAGCAUUUUUCUCUGCCCUUGAAUCAAAAUUAUCAAAUAGUUUGUGGCCAAGGGCAUGAUGGAUACUGUAGUAAGUCAAAUAAGAUGAAUGCUAUUUACUUC
Tripterygium wilfordii is the source of this 2731-nucleotide messenger RNA. Its product is annotated as zinc finger CCCH domain-containing protein 17-like. The record is from RefSeq and is a predicted model, not a curated record. The coding region runs from base 215 to 2413 and encodes 732 amino acids. The transcript has 3 exons. NCBI's taxonomy places the organism in Eukaryota, Viridiplantae, Streptophyta, Magnoliopsida, Celastrales, Celastraceae. Gene Ontology annotation, molecular function: metal ion binding.